ACGCCCGCGCACCGCCAGUCGCCGCCAAGCGCUCGCGUCGCUAGCUUGUGCCAGAUAGCUGUCAAGGAUACAAUAAGUUUGUGUUACAAUACGUUCAAACUUCAGUGCUUUCAGUGUUGUGUGCAUAACAAAUAUAAAUGAACUUACGCUAAAGUGGACACGAUCAUCCGAUAUGAUCCACGUCGACGAAACAGAUCCGGUGGGAGAAAUUGAACCACCGUUUCCGUGUAGAGAUGUGACCAUCAAGAGGAACAGCGAUGUUAAUGAUUACUUUGAAAUGCUAUCGGAGAUUGGAAGGGGUAAAUUCGGCACUGUAUAUCUCUGCCGCGAGAAGAGUACAGGGUUGGAGCUGGCUGCGAAACUGGUGUCGGUGAAUCGAAGAGAUGAGAGGCGGAACGUGGAGAGGGAGGUUGAUGUCAUGAGGAGGCUACGACAUCCGCGUCUUAUACAACUGUAUGACGCUUACGAGUGGGGGAAAUGCAUGUGCGUCGUGCUUGAGCUAAUCACAGGCGGCGAGUUGUUCGAGCGCGUCAUAGACGAAGACUUCGUGUUGACAGAGCGUGCGUGUACAGUGUUCAUGAGACAAAUAUGUGAAGGAAUAGAAUUUGUUCACAGACAGAACAUUCUACAUCUGGAUAUGAAGCCGGAAAAUAUUCUGUGUCUCACGAAGACUGGGAAUCGUAUAAAAAUCAUCGAUUUCGGUCUGGCACGCUUCUACGAUCCCGAGAAGAAGUUGCAGGUCCUGUUCGGGACCCCGGAGUUCGUCGCACCGGAAGUCGUCAACUUCGACCAGAUAGGUUACGGGACGGACAUGUGGUCGGUCGGCGUAAUAUGUUACGUAUUACUGUCGGGUCUGUCGCCGUUCAUGGGCGAGACGGACAUAGAGACCAUGGCUAACGUGACCAUCGCCAAAUACGACUUCGACGACGAAGCCUUCAACGAGAUAUCAGAAGACGCGAAGGACUUCAUAAGGAAACUCCUAGUUAAAGACAAAGAGUCGCGCCCGGGGGCUACCGAGUGCUUGCGACAUCCGUGGCUCCUCAAAAGGAAUGCAAAGAAAGACGUGCCCAAGAAAAAAUCCCAGUCCCUAAAACACGAACUGGACGUGGCUAAAGACAAUCUUCGACUCUUCGUUGAGAGAUGGAGCGAGCAUCCCAACUCGCCAUACGUGUUCGAUAAUCAGUCGCAGGAAAUUCUGUGUCUCGUUAAUGGCGAAAGGUCGUCUAUAGGAGGCUGUUCGCCGUCUCCGAGGAGCUCCUUGAGCAGUUCCCCUGAUAUGGUCUUCGAUGAAGACGAGCUGGAUCCGCCGCCGCUGAGGGAUCCCAAACAUACCACCAGAUACAACCCCAUAGAGAGAAGAGCCUCCGACAGCAGCUGCUUCCUACAUAAAAAGCAAGACAUAUUCGUGAGAAAAAAUCUGGCCGAGGAAAUAAAGAAAUUGUCCGAUCAUCUGUUCAUGUUGUCCACCAUGAACACGGACCUCGCGAACAACAACAGCACGCACGAACUGGACAAGAACGUGGCUGAGGGAAAGGCGUUCAGCAAGGACGAGAAGACUACAGCUAACGGCUACCAAAACGAGAGGAACAUAACGCGAUCCCUGACGAACGGCAACACCAGCGCGGAGAAAAAGAUAUACAUGUCGAAGUCUAGUCACAGAGUCAACUCGAGCUUUCUCACGGAGAAGGAAUCCGUCAAACCUAUGACGAGCAAAAUGCCUUGGGCGAAGUCCACCAGGUCGAAGAGAGUCACAACCACCAGCAGGGACGUACCAGAACAACCGACGGAGAAAAGGAGCACCUUUCUAGAAGAAUUCGAUAGAAGACGCGAAAAAAUAGACAAACUAGUCAACGGACAAGAAAACGGAAGGCAGAUGCCUUACAGACGCGGCGACGAUAAUAACGCGCACAGGACGAAAGAUCUACUAUUACACUUGCUCGAAAAGUGGGGGGAGAGUGACGGCGUCGAGGGCGAAAGAACGGCUGGAGGCACCUCCACGAGCGGCCGCCAUCAAUCAAUAUCCCUGGAAUGGUCGCAAUCCAACCAACUAGCCCAGAACUCGAUAUCCAGUCUACAAGCUUUCUUCAAACGACAGUCCUCAGACGAGAAAGUCCAAAACAAAAAUAUGACGUCCAAUGUAACGAGUUCCAAAUGAAUUUUGUCUGAAACAGGGUUUGUGCCGUGACAGCGAUUCAAAAAGAUAGGCUUCCUGUCAUCAGGAGAGGCUUCAAUGUUUAGUUACGUUUUUAUUAAAGUGAAAAUUAUAAAUUCAUUUCAAUCAAAUGAUCUCAAAUCAAAAAUUUAAUAUCAGUGAAGGCUAUUUUUUUGAAUGUUGAACGUAUUAAAUCAGUUCCGUGCGGGUCUCCUGAACAAAUGACGUUGUGUUACACGAUUCUAGUCCUCAUACUCAAAGCUCUGUGGAAUAGCUUGCGGACAAGACUGAGAUAAAGAAAUUACAUUGACAAUAGACAAUAAUUUUGUAUUAUUAAUUUUUUUUUUCUUGUGUACAUAAAUAUACAUAUUAAAUAUAAUCAGACGAAAACUAAUUUUGUUCCUUAUCUGUACUUAAUUAUAAUGAAUUUAUAAUAAUUUAUUGUUAAAUUCGUAUUUUGUUAUAAUAUAAGGCUUUAUAAAAAUA
Messenger RNA from Danaus plexippus (monarch butterfly), 2638 nucleotides. RefSeq names its product myosin light chain kinase, smooth muscle-like. Gene Ontology annotation, cellular component: nucleus. Gene Ontology annotation, molecular function: protein serine/threonine kinase activity; ATP binding. The transcript has 8 exons. The record is from RefSeq and is a predicted model, not a curated record. Gene Ontology annotation, biological process: positive regulation of apoptotic process; protein phosphorylation; intracellular signal transduction. NCBI's taxonomy places the organism in Eukaryota, Metazoa, Arthropoda, Insecta, Lepidoptera, Nymphalidae. Bases 173 to 2155 code for a protein of 660 amino acids.